Harpegnathos saltator (Jerdon's jumping ant) is the source of this 2116-nucleotide messenger RNA. RefSeq lists its product as uncharacterized. The transcript has 2 exons. The record is from RefSeq and is a predicted model, not a curated record. NCBI's taxonomy places the organism in Eukaryota, Metazoa, Arthropoda, Insecta, Hymenoptera, Formicidae. The coding region runs from base 642 to 2003 and encodes 453 amino acids.
AUACGUCGAAAUUGUUGCUCCUUAAUCUUUCUUUCAGUUAGCAAGUGCGUUUGUUCUGCUGGAUAGCUAAUGAAGGGAUUCGAAUGGAUGAGUAACAACGAAUGAUAAUUAACCGCUUUGUUAAUAUGCUCGUCUUUGGUGUAUUCCAUAAGCCAAAAAGUCGUUCGUGUAAUUCGGCGGUUCAAUGUGAAAUAAAUAUACGUAUAUUUGCACUAAACACACGCGUAAGAGCUUGUGUGUUGUUUAUAUUGAUUGAAAGUCGCAGCCAGUUUGAUAUAUGCUACAGAAGACGUAUGCUUAUAUUGCUGACGUUUACGUCAUCGCGCAUCACGAUAUUUAUGAAGGGUUUUAAUAGGGAUUACAAAUGCAAAGCUCCAGAGAAAUUUAUGUAAUAAUAUUUAACAAAGGAUAAGUAUAGGUUUGUUAUAUCUUCAAAAUCAAUUCUGUUUGAUAAUUCCUAAGACAUAUAAGAAAUAUAAAUAAACAUCUAAUAACACACAAAUAUAACAACAUGUAGAUAUCUCCUUAGCGUUCUCCGAACAGUCACUAAGUGGACACGUAAACUGUGAAAGCAAAAUUUUGUUAUUCCCGCUAAGAGAAUAAUAUCGUCGUCUCAUCAACAAGAGGAGCCCAAUAUCGGCAUGGCUGCCAUACCAUUGCUUUUCUCACCAUGGAGUAAGAAACAGCGUUUACUUACCCUACCACAUAACUUUUAUCGUAACUUCUUCAAUCCAAAUUUUUGUCAUUUCUGCAAGGGAAAACUGAAACUGAGAGAAAAUAAUACAUGUAGUUCAUGCAACAUAACUUUUUACUGCAGCAACAAUCAUGAAUCAGAAGAUAAUGAGAAUCAUAAUGAUAUUUGUAAAAUUUUAAAAAAAAUUUCAUGUAAUUAUCCGGAGUAUUGGCAAACUCAUAAUUUGAAACAGGAGAAUUGGAUCAGUUCGAGGAAAAAUCUUUUACGUUUAGUCAAAUAUAAAUUGCCACGUGAUAUGAUGCCGCAUGAAAUACAGAUGAUCAUGUUCACUAAAUCGUGUUCUAUUUGUCGUGAACAGAGUAAUCUUCAAACUUGUAUGGAGUGUUAUUGCGUGCACUAUUGUUCCUAUCAUCCAGAAGUCUUGAAAAAUCAUCACAGUUCCAAUUGCGCCAAAUUGAAGUUAUGUCUUCAAGUAGAUAUGAUUUUAACUUAUAUAGGAUUCAAACAAAAUAAAAUCCCAGAUCUUACUAGCAGCAUGUUAGCCUCUAAGAGUAGAUAUAUUGUUAACAUGCAACGAUUCCUUGAAAUAUUUACGAAUUAUGAUAUUGAUAUUGAUUAUGUCCGAUUCCAAUUCUAUUCCGAUUACUUAUCAGGACCGUUGACACUAUAUUAUGGAAUGAAAAGUAAAAAUUUACAUAUAAAAAGUUCGCACUAUGUUGUUCUUAUAAUAGCCGCAACUGUUUUAGAUGCACAAUAUAUACUAGCCUGGGAAAUUUUGCUGCAUCUUUUAUCUGACACACUAAAACAUCUAAAAGUUAUAUUGAUAGGAUCAAAAAUACUAAACGUAACAAAAUUAAAUGUCGAAGUUUGUGGGAAAUGCUAUGAACGUAACGGAACGUUCCAGAUUCAAAGUUAUCGUUUCUCCUUUAUAGACGAUGGUUUAAAGAUGAUGCCUCCAUUUGAUCCACCAAAUGUAAUUAUAGCAUUUGAAGCAGAUAUUGGUAAGUGGUAUCUACCAGAGGAAAUAGUUUUUGAAUUAAAGGGUAAAAUAUCUUGUCCAUUUAUUAUAACUACUGCAUCGCAUUCUAAAUUCGAACGGAACAGGCAGGAAUUAAGUAAAAUUCUGGGUGUACAAUUAAAUUUAACUCCAACCGAAAAUAAAUUUACUUCUUUUAAGGCGUAUAGAAAUCUCGAAGAUGAUAAUGUGCUCUAUCGCAAUAAGUUUCUAAUUAUCUUUAAGAGUUUAAGUGAUUUAUUAGAUUUGUAUACCGAACCCUUUGAAGAAUAUGCAAAUUUGUUGCGCUGGUAGAACUCCUGCCAUAUAUUGAAUUUUUGAAAAAGAAUAUCAUUGAUAUAUUAAAUCUAAAAGUAUAUAUCACAGAAAAUACUUUUGGACAGUUAUGCAUCUAUUUUGAUCUCCAA